Molecule: messenger RNA, 2071 nt
Organism: Cannabis sativa
Lineage: Eukaryota; Viridiplantae; Streptophyta; Magnoliopsida; Rosales; Cannabaceae
Product: pectinesterase
Exons: 2
Coding region: 104-1864 (586 amino acids)
Biological process (GO): cell wall modification
Molecular function (GO): pectinesterase inhibitor activity; pectinesterase activity
Source: RefSeq, a predicted model, not a curated record
CCCUAUAUAUUAUACCUAAGUUAGCCUUCUCCAUUCAUACUCCUACUCUCUACUCUGUCAUCCCAAAUCUCUUUCCCUUUUUUCUUAAGAAAAAAAAAGAAAAAUGCCCGGCGCAACAGAAUAUUUGGGUGGAAAGCCAGCAGAAAGCAAAAAGGGCAAGAAGGUCUUUCUAGCUCUUUUCGCAACACUAGUUGUAGUCGCCGCCGUAGUCGGCAUUGUCGCCGGAGUGAAUUCCCGAAAAUCUCAAAACAAUGGUGACCUCAUCACCGACCCAAAAACUCACGCCAUACUAAAAAGCUCAUGUAGCAUAACAAGGUUUCCAGAGCUCUGCUACUCUGCCGUAGCGGCAGGUGGUUCCAAAAAGGUUUCGUCACAAAAAGAUGUAAUUGAAGCCUCAGUAAACCUGACAAUCACUGCAGUUGAACAUAGCUACUUCACAGUGAGUAAGCUUUACAAAACCCGUAAAGGACUGACUAAGAGAGAGAAAGCUGCUCUCCACGACUGUUUAGAGAACAUUGACGAGACUCUUGACGAGCUUCACGAAGUUCAAGAAGAUCUAGAAGAUUACCCCAACAAGAAGUCGUUAGCCCAACACGCUGACGAUCUGAAGACACUACUUAGCUCAGCAAUGACCAAUCAGGAGACGUGUUUGGAUGGAUUCUCGCACGAUAAAGCUGAUCAGCACGUGCGAGAGGCUUUGCUCAAAGGCGAGAUACACAUUGAGCAAAUGUGUAGUAACGUACUUGCUAUGAUCAAGAACAUGACCGACACCGACAUCGCCACCGAGAGAAUGGGAGUUACCGGUACCGUUAAUGGCCGUAAACUCCGUGAAGAUCAUGAUUUUACGGCCGUUGACGAACACGGCUGGCCUCAGUGGCUUUCGGCGGCCGACAGAAGGCUUUUGCAGUCGUCUAGUGUUACCCCGAAUGUUGUUGUCGCUGCCGACGGUAGUGGGAACUUUAAGACUAUAUCAGAGGCGGUAAAGGCGGCGCCGGAUAAUAGUAAGACGAGGUACGUCAUCAGAAUUAAGGCUGGUGUGUAUAGGGAGAAUGUGGAUGUGUCUAAGAAAAAGAAGAAUAUUAUGUUUUUGGGAGAUGGACGAGAAAACACCAUUAUCACGGCCAGUAGGAAUGUUGUUGAUGGGAGCACAACCUUCAAUUCUGCCACUGUUGCUGCGGUUGGUUCAGGAUUCUUAGCAAGAGAUAUAACUUUCCAAAACACAGCGGGUCCCUCAAAGCACCAAGCCGUUGCCCUCCGGGUCGGGUCGGAUCUAUCCGCAUUCUACAAGUGCGAUAUGCUUGCCUACCAAGACACUCUCUACGUCCACUCCAACCGACAAUUCUACAUCAACUGCCUCGUAGCCGGCACCGUAGACUUCAUCUUCGGUAACGCUGCGGCGGUGCUCCAAGACUGUGACAUCCACGCGCGACGACCUAACUCGGGUCAGAAGAACAUGGUUACCGCCCAGGGUCGGACUGACCCGAACCAGAACACGGGUAUUGUGAUCCAAAAAUGCCGGAUCGGAUCCACAUCCGACUUGACCUCAGUCAAGAGCAGCUUCCCUACUUACUUGGGUAGGCCUUGGAAGGAGUAUUCCAGGACAGUUGUCAUGCAAUCGGACAUAACUGACGUCAUUGUCCCCGCCGGGUGGCACGAGUGGAGUGGAAGCUUUGCUUUGAAUACUUUGGUGUAUAGGGAGUACCAGAACAGAGGAGCCGGGUCGGGUACCUCGAGUAGGGUGACGUGGAAGGGGUUUGAGGUAAUUACAAGUGCCACGGAGGCACAGCAGUACACAGCUGGCAAUUUCAUUGGUGGUGGGAGCUGGUUGAGAGCUACGGGAUUUCCAUUCUCUCUUGGUUUGUAGAUUAUUUGUUUUAAUAAUUUGAUCUCGUCUACGUUUUUAUUAAUUAAAUUGUCCCCGUUAAUUAAUUUAUUAUUUGCCUUGUGUGGACAAUUUUAUUAAGGUUUUCUUAAGAUGCAAGUAUAGUAUGUUUAUAAUUGUUCAUUUUGUUGGGUAUCGGUAUUAAUGUACUUUAAUAUUAUUUAUGUUAUUAUUUUCAAAGUUUGAUUA